Molecule: messenger RNA, 450 nt
Organism: Elephantulus edwardii (Cape elephant shrew)
Lineage: Eukaryota; Metazoa; Chordata; Mammalia; Macroscelidea; Macroscelididae
Product: ras-related protein Rab-18-like
Exons: 2
Coding region: 1-450 (149 amino acids)
Molecular function (GO): GTPase activity; GTP binding
Source: RefSeq, a predicted model, not a curated record
AUGGACGAGGACGUGCUGACCACCCUUAAGAUCCUCAUAAUUGGCGACAGCAGGCUGGGCAAGUCCAGCCUGCUCUUGAGGUUCACAGAUGACACUUUUGAUCCAGAGCUUACAGCAACAACAGGCAUUGACUUUAAGGUGAAAACAAUUUCAAUGGAAGGAAACAAUGCUAAACUUGGCAAUACGGGAUACUGCUGGUCGGAAGAGGAAAACAGUGAAGUUGAUAGAAAUGAAGGCCUGAAAUUUGCAUGGGAGCAUUCUAUGUCAUUUAUUGAGGCAAGUGCAAAAACCACGGAUGGUGUACAACGUGCCUUUGAGGAACUAGUUGAAAAGAUCAUUCAAACCCCUGGACUGUGGGAAACUGAGAACGAGAAUAAAGGAGUAAAAUCGUCACAAAGAGAAGAAGGCCAUGGAGGAGGAACAUGCGGUGUUUACUGUUCUGUGUUAUAA